UGCAAAGCCACCCCCACCCCGCCACAUUGCUUCUUCUUCCUUACCAUCGCAGUAAACAAUUUGAAAAUUGCAUUUAUACGCGACUGAGUUUGCGAAUCAUUCGGCAAAUUGCACAACAAAAGAAGUGCUAAAUUGAGAGGUUGCGGCGAGCACAGCAAGUACUUGUGGAUGCACAAACUCAGAGCGAAAAAAGACAAACAGAGAGCGGCAAACAAAACAACUUUUUUUCCAAUUGGAAGAGUGCCAAAAAAAACGGAGAGCGACAUAAAAAGUGAACAUUUGAACCGCAUUACGAGGCAGAAAAGUGAAUUGAACAGCUGGCGGAUCAGGUGCGUGGCUAAAACGAAUCAUUUGCUGUUAAAUCGGCCCUAAGCAAACACAUAAGGUGAGAAUCUGCCCAAAAGCGCAAGCGGCCAAAACAACAACAAUAACAAAAGCAAGCCGCCAUAAACCGGCAACAGCUGAAAGUUACUGCUUACGUAAGCCGCUCGCAAUUACAAAUUACAAGCAGUUAGGCAAUUGGAUCAGCAGCCAAAAUGUCGCAGGUAUCAACCCUCAUCGAUGUGGACAAGCCACUCUUCGAUCUCAGCACCUUCGCUGGGCGCUUCCAGUACUUCGCCUGGAUGACGGACCCCCGCACCGUAGUCGUAUCCAGCGAUCGCCUGCUGGAAGCCAAAGCAAUGGUUGAACGCUACCGGAAAGGUGACCAAUCCCCGCCGCUGAAGCCGGAGGAGGUGCACUACAACAUGAAGCUGUACAACUCAGCCUUUCAUCCGGAUACCGGCGAGCUGCAGAACUUUUGCGGCCGCAUGAGUUUUCAGGUACCCGGAGGCAUGUUGAUCACCGGUGGCAUGCUGGCCUUCUAUCGCACCGUGCCCGCCGUGGUGCUCUGGCAGUUCAUCAACCAGUCCUUCAAUGCGGUUGUUAACUACACGAAUCGCAAUGCCAACUCGCCAACUAGCGUUACGCAGCUGGGCGUGGCCUAUGUAUCCGCCACGACAUCGGCUCUGGUAGCUGCUAUUGGAUGCAAGAACUAUUGGUCAAAGAAAGCGACUCCGCUGUUCCAAAGAUUUGUGCCCUUCGCAGCUGUGGCGGCAGCCAACUUCGUGAACAUUCCGCUGAUGCGACAAAAUGAGAUAAUCAAUGGCAUAGAGGUGAAGAACGACGAUGGAGUGGUUGUGGGCCAGAGUAGAUUGGCAGCCAUCAAAGGAAUCGGUGAGGUGGUUGUGUCCAGGAUUGCGAUGGCGGCGCCCGGAAUGCUGGUGCUGCCAUUGAUAAUGGAGAGGCUGGAGAAACUGCCUGCCUACAGGCGCAUCAAGUGGAUUAAUGCUCCAUUCCAGACCCUUUUGGUUGGGUGCUUCCUUUGCUUCAUGGUGCCCACUGCCUGCGCCCUGUUCCCACAGCAGUGUUCCUUGGACACUUCGAUUAUGCGCACCUUCGAGCCCGAACUUUACGAGGACCUCGAGAAGAAAACUCAGGGCAAAGUGCCCAAGCGUGUCUACUUCAACAAGGGUCUGUAAGAUCGGCUCGACAAUAAUCCUGGAAUUGAGGGAAGACAAUUGUGUGUUAGUGGUAUCCGUUCUCGUCUCAUGUUUUAUGUAGCAUUUACUGUUUUAGAUUGCGCAACUUUGCAGUUGCAGUUGUUCCGUGUGUCAUGUGUCAAUUGUCGUAGUUGCUAAGCUAAAAGGAAUCUCAGCUGUUUUAAAAUGUAAAUCUCGGACCUGCUAGGUUUUUCUAAUUUGUUAAAUUGUAUGAUAAGUUAUCAUAUCUAGUGACAUCCACAUCCAAAAAAAUGUAUUUGCUCAUAAGAACCUUAGCAGGGCUAGCACAUAAUGGGUAUUAAUAUUCAAAUAUGUAUGUCCUAAAUCGUGUUCAUGUUAUACGUUAUUUUAAAACUGUAAUAAUUGACAAUUUAGAUAAUUUUUCAUUCUGAAACUAACUAAACUGAGCUGCUGAGCAGGAGAAUGCUUUUACAAGCCACUAAUAACUAACAAACCAAACUCGUUGUGUUUCGUAUUAGAACUAAUUCACUCAUUGUUUAAAAUAAAAGUGUAAAAACAGU
Drosophila melanogaster (fruit fly) is the source of this 2062-nucleotide messenger RNA. It is a transcript of the gene Sfxn2, whose product is annotated as sideroflexin 2. The record is from RefSeq and is marked reviewed. The transcript is spliced from 4 exons. Bases 537 to 1520 code for a protein of 327 amino acids. NCBI's taxonomy places the organism in Eukaryota, Metazoa, Arthropoda, Insecta, Diptera, Drosophilidae. Gene Ontology annotation, molecular function: monoatomic ion transmembrane transporter activity. Gene Ontology annotation, biological process: monoatomic ion transmembrane transport; monoatomic ion transport; transmembrane transport. Gene Ontology annotation, cellular component: mitochondrial membrane; mitochondrion; membrane.